AGCAGCUAUUCAAACAUAUGGGUUGAUAGCACCCAUCAUACAAGCUGAAAUUUCAGCAUUACCCAUAUUACAGGUUGCCAUACGUUGCCACUACGCACUGCAAGAAGUGAACAACUUAUUGAGACAGAGGCGAUCACAGAAUGUGACUGAAUCAUUACAUCAUAUGGUGGCUGUACUAACCAGCUACAUAGCUAAGGUUACAAAAGAGCACGGUAAGAACAGCACAGCAUUAUCCAUACUUGAAGCUGGGAAACAAAUACUGAGAGUUGAGAAUUCUCCUGUGUUGGAAAAUGGAGUUCAAUUAUCUGAGGAUGCAGCUGCUGCUAUAAAGAGAAGCAAGUCAAGAAAAGGUACUACAGUGGAGGUCUUCUCCAACCAAGAGCUUGCUGCUCUGGAAGAGCGACUUGCAGAGUUAGCUCGCGAGAGCAAAGCAGCAGAUGAGCUCACUGGAGCGGAGGAGGCUCCUCAAGUCCUCGCACGGAUCUCAAAGAUGCGACCGAUUGUGGCGUACCGGGAGCUUGGGAAGUUUAGACGACGAACAAGAUUUUUGGAGUUCUUGGUUUGUGUUCUGCGCAAAGCCUUGCGGUUAGAACAGAUCGACCUUGCAUUAGAGUGGUCACAAGAUGUCAUUGGGUUCCUAAGAAAACGGAACGAGGCUUUGGCCGUAAAUAGAGCUGUGUUGAGCAAGCAGCCAGGGGGUGUUGCUGUACAAGGUGACGAGGCAAGAAAAUAUGCAGCUGCCAUUGUGGAGUUUUCUAAUGAAGUUCCGAAAAAGAAUAGGAAAAAUGAAGCAGUGAGGACAAAGCAGAGAGAGAAGCAAAAGAAGUUGGCUCUGAUGAAGAAGAGGAGUGGAGAGAGCGUUGGAAACGAAGAGCAGGAGGAGGCGGAGAGAAGAGCGCUCCAAACUCUCGAGCAAUAUUUUGUUGAGUUUUAUCGGAAUGCUUAUAAAAAGAAGAAACUAAGAAGGUUAACAACAGAAGAAAUGCCAUGGAGAGCUGAGUUCAAUCAUAUUGUUGCUUUGCUUUAUUCAAAUGUAUUUCUCAGCAAACUGAAAUCUAGGAAUGAUAUCUAUGGGAUAAAAAAUCCACUAGGUAGCACUGUGGAGUUCCUUGACCAGGAUUGGUGGUCUUACAGCACAAGUGGCACGAUCGUUGUUGGUUGGAACGAUGGUUGUAGACAAAUACAAAGUUGCGAUGACGACAAAGAUGACAUCACGCUUAAAUCGCUCGAAAAAGCUGCGUUUUUAGCGAUUACUUCUUCACUGGUGACAGCCCCUUUACCCUCAUCUGGCAAUCAGACGACCCCCGAUGACCCCGUUGUACCGGGGUUAGAAACCCCCCGCACCCAGCGUACAAACUCACCAAUGUCUAUUAUUUCAACACAAACCAUGGACCCUGAGGUGGCUGCAGUUCAACCACAAGUUAUUAUCGACACUUUAAAAGUCACGAUGCUAAGUUUCCGUCGAGCAUUAGUUCUCGCACAUAGAGGACAACAUUGGGCUUUGUUGCAAAAUAUUUCCCAUUCUUUGUACUCCUGUGUUACAUCUUCACUACAAGUUACAGCAAGUAACUCUGAGCCAAGUUUCUCAGUGCCCGAGCUUAGAUCAGUAGUGUGGAGACCUGUUGCCAUGGCUACUGACUUUCUUCUGGACAUGAUGGUCAAAGUAAAUGAGAAAAAUGGAGUAGAUUGUUUCAAACUAUUCACAUCAAAAGAUGGGAAAAUGAGGUCCAUGAAGGGAGGAACCUCUCUCAAGUUUGAAGAGCAUUUGGAUGACGUUGGUUUUGUUGACUUCGCUAUCUUAAAACAGAUCUUCUUUCAUGCUGUGCAGAUGCUACAUUAUGAAGAAAGAUGGGAGCAAUUGGUUGACUUAUGCCUUCGUUUCUCCAUUGUGACAAACAAUCACUAUUGUGAGGUCAUAACACCAGUGAUGGUGCAUGCACAACACAAAAUAAAAGAUCGUGUCAGUAUGGCUGGGGGAAUGCCGCAUCCACAAACCCAGUUCAAAGAAGCUGCCGCGAAAUUAAACAAGUCUCGUGUCUUGAAUAAGCACUUCCUUACAUAUGAACUCCGUAUACCUCUUCCCUGCCAAGCCUCCCCUAUUGGUAUAGGUGGAUACAUUGAUCCAUCAACACAUGAUGUGUACGAAGGUGGAAGGCGUGCUCUAGCGCUCUCAUGUGUCCCGUUUGAUCCCGUUCACAGCAUUGAAGAGCUAAGAUCUGUGCUCUCCCAGUCACAGUAUAUAUCAAGGGCAUUACAACACUCAAGGCAACUAAUGACGGUGUAUCUUGCAUCUCAACAUAAUUCUAUCAAAGGCUCAAGAAAAUCAAGUGCAAAACUUGAAUCUAAUGCAUCCUGUGUUGAAUUUUCAACCAAAGCAGAAAUGAGAUAUUCCGCUGCACCAGUUGAUGUAGGGAAGAAAAAUUUUGAAAUAAUCGAUUCUGUUGAAACAGUGGCAUCAUCACAGCUUAGUACUGUCAUACAAUCCUAUAACAUGACAAUUGAGUUGCUCGAAUCGCACGCAAAGCACGACCUUGUUGCACAAGCUGCACAUGAACUUGGAAAUCUUUAUUUUCAUCAGGGCCACACUAAGUUAGCUCAUAAAUGGUGGAUGAAAUCAUUGGACCAGAUUAUUAAAAAGAAGAACAGUUUAUUUGAGUGGAGAAAACUAACCGAUGAUUUGGAAAAAAUCCCCGAACAUUUUUUAAAAACAUGCGGAUUAUGGGGUUGCUUGCUGGCAAUUACAGUUACAUGCAAAAUAGGAGAAUUCACUUCAACUGAAGUCGAUUUGAAAUCAGAAUGUGCUUUCCUUGCAACACAGCUAGUAAGGGCGGUGUUCAAAUCCUCACUACCCCACCCCACUGCAGAUUGUGAUUAUGCUUCGUAUGAGAUCAGACCUGGAGGUGCGGAUCCUUCACCAACCACAAACCCAUCAAGAACUAGGAUUCAAGCCCAAGCAGGCAAACUACACUGUGGUAGCUUGCUCAAUGGUGUUGACCUAUUCGCCGACAAAUUCCGUUGCGACGUCCAAACAUUGGUUUCCUCACUACACUGGUUAUGUGAAACACUCAUCAGUUUACAAUUCUUCAUGUCCUCUCUACCACCUCUUGUGUUUUAUCAAUACCUUGCUACUUUUAUCUGCAGAGAUAUACAGCAGACAGUGCAGUGCAGGUGUCUCAAACUGAACGCAUUAAUUGGGCAACAAAUGUACAAGGAAGCAAUGGACGACGCAUUAAACUUAUUAUAUGGCAUGCGACUCCCCCACCCUACAGACUGUGCGUUCAGUCCACCUGAAACUCCAAUACCAAACGUGGUCUUCAACACAAGCAACCCUGUAGAAGAUAAUGAUAACCUUAAAGCCAUGGAAGUCCUAGCAAGCAAGAGGAUUUCUCCGCAACUAUCUUCAGUGUAUGGACCCCACCUUACAUGUGAAGUAACACUUGCACAAGCCAAGCUACUUAUAUCCAUAGCAAGCUGUAUAUCUUGUGUGCCACAAAAACCAACAGCCCACGAUUUGCAGUUCGUGUCACCAGACCUUCAGAAUGAAAUGAAAAAUAGAUCCAAUCCCAUUCCACCGAAAGCUGGUUCGCGCCGUGGUUCGUCUCAAUUUGACGACACCCGUUCUAACUUCAGCGCUUUUUCAAACUCAUCAACUUCUAAAUAUGUUAACAAACUUUUCACAAAAAGAGAAAGACCGAUGGGGCAACAACUGCUUAAAGGCAUGCUCCUUGCUGUAGCAGAAAACCUUACAUCUGCCAUCACAAGAACACUGGAAGAUUCAAACGAAUAUUCAAGUUCUUCAACAUUAUGGUUGAGAGUGACUGGCCUUUGCUUGCUUGCUGAUAUUCAACUGCAAAGACAGUUAUCAACUGUGAGCGCGGCACAAGCAUAUUCAGCGAUGCAGAUUCUGCAAGAAUCGAGCGUGUUCGAUGCUCCUAUGCUCGGGAAGAGGAAGCUGAGAUCAGCAGUGAGGAAGAGGAGAGAGGAUCAGGAAGAUCCGGAGCAAAAGGAACCUCAGCAAAAGACCAUUGAACAAACCUACAGAUGUCGAUUGAAUGCAAGACUUUGGUUAGAUUGUAGAUUACUCAUGUGCCAAGCUCUCUCUACCCAAAUCAAGGGACUUGGAAAGCUUGGAGAUUCCUUACCUGACAGUGUAGGAUUACUGGAUCACUCACAAGCUCAACUUUACUGUGCUGAAGGAUUGGCUGAAGCUGAAGCUUGCAAUGAUGUGGAAAUGCAAGCUCUGUUUUUAAUACAGGGUUCUAUGUUAGAUGGUGUGUCAACUGAAGAAAGACGACACAUGCUAGAAGAUGCUUCUUCAACUUUAGACGAACAACCUGAAUUAUCAUCACGAGCAGUUGUUGGUCUCACUACAUGUACUGUACAUCUUGCUGAUUUAUCUAUUAUGGCUGGGACCUGUUCAACAGCUGAGAGCGUGAUGAUGUAUAAAAACGGUCACUCUGUCUUGCUAUUGAAAGCAAUGAAAGAAGGGGAAACAAUAAUUCAUUCGAAAUCUGGUGCUGAGUUAUCAACAAUACUUCAUCCAAUAAAGAAUCUUUAUUCCAACCAUUUACAAAUUCUUGCUCACAUUAAACUAAGAAUUGCACACUCCACAUUCCAGACUUUGCCGUUUGAAUCCAUAGUUGAUGAUCAUCACUUGGUGGGGCAGUUGCUCACUCAAGCGCAAAUAUUAUGCUCACAAGGUGUCGCUAUGGAACCACAGCUAUUGGCAGAAAUUCAACUUGAGCUAGUGAAGGUUCAAAGACUCCUUUGUUCCUUUGGAUGCGGGGACGCAAAGGAAGCUCUGAAGAUUUUGGUUGAAACUCGCAAGUUGUGUGAAUCCAGGAUGAAAGAUUUAAGGAUUAUUCGACAAACUCAUCUUGAAGCUGCUUUGAUUGAACUUACCAAUAUACAAGCUAAGUUUGGAAACAACAGUAAAAUUCCAAUCGAUUUGGAUCGCGUGUCAUCUUCCCCCUCCGUCUCCACGGGGAUCACUCCGACCAUGAUCAUGUCGAGGAGCUUCUCUCUAGAUGUUGGAGUCAUCUCCCAACCUCUUGAGGUCACCCAGGGAAAAAUAAGAGUAGCAACCGCCCUCUUCUCGGCUUUCCACGCGAUCAAAGGAAUCAGACAACGAUCUUUGAUGCCAGGGGAGAUCACAGGCCAAACUUUCUCUAAUGAAGACAAAUCAUCACUUCCGGACUUUUUGAUCCUCGAUCUUGCAUCAGAUCAUGUCAACCUCCCGGAUGUUUCACCUGCAGCGGAAGAUGCAACCACUGAACUCCUCAGUUUGAUCCGAGGAGCCGCUUCAGGAUUCAGUUGGAUUCGAAUCUUCACUUACUUUGUCACUUUGCAGAGAAAAUCUCGGUUAUCAAGUCUAUUAGUUGGUGGAAGUUCUUACAACGAUGAAAUUGGUAGUUCAGAUAGUAGUGGUGCUGUCUCUUCACAAAAUAGAGCUGACACAACUGUUCAAACUCCUCUUGGAAGUUCAAACAUCCCGUUGAGGUUAUCAGCAUUACAAAACUAUCUUUCCACAAGACUCACUAUGUAUUCAUCAUACGGCUUUAUACCACCAGUACCAAAAGAACAAAGUUUUGCAGCUGUACAAUGGUACAGGAAUUCUGCAGUUAAAAGUUUCACAUUGCUAUGGUGUGUAGCAAGAGCAGAUACAUCAGUAGAUUGCUCAGCUACCGAAGUCUCAUCAACUGACCAUAGCAAUAUACUACAGCAGAUUACUGAUUUGAAAAAGAGAACUGAUGAAUUUUUCGGACGAAGUCUCACUCAGAGUGACUUAAUCCAAAAAAAGAAAUCCAAGCAAAAAGCAUCAGUUUCUCUCCCCAUUGACCAACAACUCAGCGAUGACUGGAAACACGUUUUAAAUCAAGUAGUUGACCUUAUUUCAGCACAGGACGAAAUUCUGACAGAAUUACCCUUCGAAAUUAAUAUGGAAACUGCUGAGAGUGUAAUGGAUUUAUUCACAAUUGGUUGCUGUGUUAAGCCACCACACCCAUUGUAUAAAUGGCUGGUUUCACUUUUAUGUCCCUGUUAAGAUUGCGAUUUAAAGUUUGCCGUGUGUUUAUUACACUGUGUUGGUUUAUACAACGAAAAUAAAUUUUAGGAUUUUAAAAAAUUGAAUGUUUGCUUCCAGGUAUUUUAGAUAAUUCAAUAGUUCAUGUAUACUUAUGUUUAUGUUAGGCAAGAAAAAUCAAUAAAAAGCAGGCUUUGGCCACUACAAUUAGGCUACUUUUAAAUAGUAAUGCAAAUCUGAUAGAAAAAGAUCCAA
Messenger RNA from Ciona intestinalis (vase tunicate), 6277 nucleotides. Lineage: Eukaryota; Metazoa; Chordata; Ascidiacea; Phlebobranchia; Cionidae. The record is from RefSeq and is a predicted model, not a curated record.